AUGUAUAAUAUACAAUUAAGCCCAACUGAUCUUACUAAUGGUACUGGUCCAUAUCAAGUUUUUCAAAAUCAAGAAUUCAGAAAUUAUAUUAAUAUGAGUUAUCCUUAUUUACAUUAUAAAUUAAUUAUUUCAAUCUUGUUGCCUACUGAUGAUACUUUAACAAAAAUUCCUCCGUUUACUAACGUUUCUGUCGGACGGUAUGAUUCGCCCAGUCCAUUUACUCAGCAAUUUAUUAAUGAAUUAGAAGCAAUUGUUGGUAAUUAUUCAUUCGAUGGUGUUGACAUUGAAUAUCCUAAUAAGUUUCCAUGCUUUCAAGCAACGCAAUUCAAUGCUAUUUAUUUGGAUUAUGUUUUCACACAGCUCCUAGUCGAUAUUUCAAAGAAAUUGAAACCAAAUAAAAAAAUUCUAACGGUUACGGCAGGCCAAUAUCCUAUAUCUGGUUUGGAUUCUAGCAUCAUUAGUUUUGCAUUUUAUCUUAACAUUAAUGCCAAAUAUGCGAGUGCUGGAAUAGAUAGUAUUCAAAAAAAUUUUAAUGUUUGGAAUACCAGCAUACUCAUACCAAAUCUUGUUUUGGGAUUCAAUGUUGGUGGUAUUGUUGAAUUGAUUAAUUCUAAUAAUAUUACAAUGGAUACUAUUAAUAACAACCUUACAAUUAUUAAUGAACCAAAUAUUCCAUACACAUUUUCUGAUGAAUUGAUUUCAGAUCCAUGUAGAGUUUCAGUAUAUGCAUCUUGGUCAUGGAAAAUUUUGAGUCAUGAAUUAUCACCACCUUGUUACGACAAUGCUUCUUCUCCAUGGACACGUGGUUUUGAUAAUAUAGCCCAACAGCCAUAUAUUUACUUACGACAACAAAAUUCUUCUACAAGAUUCUAUUACGUUUCUUAUGAAGACUUUCAAUCAUUAAAAUCCAAACUUGAUUUUGUACAGCGUGUCAAUGCAUUAGGAGUUGCAAUUUUCGAUAUCACUAGAGACAGUUAUAAUGUACCAUUACUGGAUUUCAUACCUCCUGAUAAUCGUUAUACAUCUAAUCGUAAUAAUCUAGAUAAUUCGUACUUGGGAUUAAAAAUAAUAGUUGGUGCAAUAUGUUCUUUCAUUUUAGUUAGCGUAUUAGUAGCUGGCUUUAUAUUUCAUCGAAGACAUAAAGCAAAAAUGUCUGACCAAUUAAUAGACACAAGUAAUCAAGAUUGCUCCGAUAUAAGUCAUUAG
Messenger RNA from Cetraspora pellucida, 1206 nucleotides. Lineage: Eukaryota; Fungi; Glomeromycota; Glomeromycetes; Diversisporales; Gigasporaceae. The record is from the annotation of a GenBank genome assembly.